Molecule: messenger RNA, 3207 nt
Organism: Lacerta agilis (Sand lizard)
Lineage: Eukaryota; Metazoa; Chordata; Lepidosauria; Squamata; Lacertidae
Gene: TG
Product: thyroglobulin
Exons: 12
Biological process (GO): cell-matrix adhesion
Cellular component (GO): basement membrane
Source: RefSeq, a predicted model, not a curated record
UUGUGCACAUUCUUCCUGCAUUCAGAGUACCAGGCAGAAAGCCAGCCUCUUCGCCCAUGUGAGCUUCAAAGGGCAAAGGCCUUUCAAGAAGGCGAAGACUAUGUCCCUCAGUGCUUGGAAGAUGGCCAGUUCAGGAACAUGCAGUGCAAGAAGAAGAAUACUUCCUGCUGGUGUGUAGAUGGCAAUGGAGCUGAAAUAGCAGGGACCAAGCAGACCGGAUCCUCAGUAGCUUGUUUAUCCUUCUGCCAGCUGCAGAAGCAGCAGACCCUGCUUGGUCCGGCCAUCAACAGGAGCACAGCUUCCUACAUCCCACAAUGUCUGGAUUCCGGUGACUUUGACCCCAUACAGUGUGACUCUGGCCUGGGUCAGUGCUGGUGUGUGGAUGCUGAAGGGAUGGAGGUUUACGGCACGAGGCAGCGAGGGAAGCCCAAGCGAUGCCCUAGGAACUGUGAGAUCCGAGACCGCCGCAUCCUGCACGACGUCGGUGAAAAGAGCCCGCCCCAGUGUUCAGCUGAUGGAGAAUUCCUGCCUGUCCAGUGCAAGUUUAUCAACACAACUGACAGGAUGGUCUUUGACCUCGUUCACCAUUUUAACAGAUUCCCAGAAGCGUUCUUGACAUUCAGAUCCUUCAGCCGCAUGUUCCCAGAAGUCUCUGGGUACUGUUACUGUGCUGACAGUAUAGGGCGAGAGCUGGAGGAUACAGGUCUAGAAAUGCUACUUGAGAAUGUUUAUGACACUAUUUUUGCGUCGCUGGAGCCUGUUCCCUCUUUUGCUGAAACCAGCAUGUACAGAAUCCUGCAGAGACGUUUUCUGGGAGUGCAGUUGGCUACAGCUGGCAGAUUCAGAUGUCCCUCCAAGUGUGAAACUGAAAGAUCCACCGCCAUUCGUUUCGAACAGAGUUACAGGCCAUCUUGUAAUGAUAAUGGAGCCUAUAAGGCAACCCAGUGUCAGCUGGAUGGGCAGUGCUGGUGUGUGGAUGCCAACGGGCAGGAACUUCUUGGCACAAGAAAGAAAGGGCAGCAUUUAUCCUGUGGCGAGGAACUUACCUGUGUCUCCGAGAGACAACGAGCUCUCUCCAGGUUGUUUUAUGGCCCCAUCCGACGCUUUGGCCAGGACCAAUUAUUCUCCUCCACUCAAGAGCCGCAGCAGAUAGCCGAGUCCUCAAGAUCUUGUCCUCCAUCAUUCAAGGAGCUGUUUGUGGAUUCUGGCCUGCUGUCUUCCAUCAUAGACAAACCGAGUGAUUCUCAGCUGCUCGGCCUGGAAUCCACCAUCAGCGAAGCUAUCGGAGGGAUGUUUCCUUCGAGAGAUCUUGCUCGCGUCGCCCUCCGCUUCACCGGCAACCCCAAGCGAUUCCAAGAAAACCUGUUUGGCGGGAAGUUCUUGAAGAACGUGGCCCAGUUCAACUUCACAGGAGCCCUUGGCCCCAAUGGCAGAUUUAAUUUGGACCAGUAUUUCCGGCAGAGAGGGGUGAGCGGUGGAUUCAGUGAGCUGGCUCGACGACUUUCUCUGGAAAUCCCACCGGAGAGGUUCAAUCUGAGCCAGCCUCUCGUAGACAGUUUCGGCCGCACUGUCAAUUUGCAGGACAACCAGAAUGCCGCCAGAUCUCUAGCUUCCCUCCUCGAAGCCCCAGAGUUCUUCGUGUUUUUGCAACACGUGGUUUCGGUCCCCGAGAGCAUCGCCAAAGAUUUAGGUGACGUCGCGAGGAUCGCGCUGAGAUCCAAAGACUGCGAAGAGGAAGGCAACAGUUUGUUUGUCCCAGUUUGCACAGAAGCAGGGAACUACGAAGAAGUGCAGUGCUAUGCGGGUGCUUGCUGGUGUGUGGACUCACGUGGCAAAGAGAUCCCAGGAUCCAGAGUCGGUGGCUCACGCCCACGGUGCCCCACCCUGUGCGAAAAGCAGAGGGAAGACCUGCAACGCUUGCAAAGACUGCAGCCGGCCGGUUCUGAGCUGUUUGUUCCUUCAUGUACCCAGGAGGGGAAAUUCCUGCCGGUUCAGUGCCAUGGAAGAAAUUGUUUCUGCUUCGAUUCUGAAGGCAGGACUAUUCCCGGAAAAGGUGCCACCGCAGAACAGCCCUUGCAGUGUCCAAGUGAUUGCCAACUAGCAGGCGGUCAGGCUUUCCUGAGAACUGUGCAGCAACUUCUGCUGGAACCUUCGUCCCUGCCUAAGCUGUCCAGCGUCUACAUCCCACAGUGCGGUCUCGACGGUCGGUGGAGGCAGGUCCAAUGCAAUGGCCCCCCGGAACAAACUUUUGAGUGGUAUCAAAGGUGGAUCAGCCAGAAUAAUAAUGGCAGGGCUCUUCCUUUUGCUGACUUGGUGGCCAUCCUGCUCAACUAUAAAGAGAGAUCUCAGCAAAGCUUUGAAGACUUCGUUAAAAUUCUCUACAAUGCCGGCCACCAGAAGGUCUUUCCAGAGUUUGCCAAAUUUCCUUCCUUUGAUGCAGUUCCUCAAGAAGUGUUGGAAGGCAAGACCGCAGGAGGUCCAUCACAGAAUAUCUUGCUGGAGCCGUUCACAUUUUGGCAGCUCCUUCAGGGACACCUCACUCAUUACCCAGGAUCUUUCAGCGAUUUCAGCACCCCACUAGGACACUUUGACCUUCGCAAUUGCUGGUGCGUUGAUGAACGGGGGCAAAAGCAAGGAAAGGAAGCCGAUGUGAACAAGAUCCCGGACUGCCCCACAGAGUGUGAAGCCACCAAGCGAGAUGCCAUGCAGUUUGUUAGCAAAGUGGAGCAAAUCAUUAAGGACUCCAACAGCUCCCACUUUCCAUUUGGGCAGAGUUUUUUAGUAGCAAAUGGCAUCACACUGACAAACGAAGAGCUCCUGAGCAAUAUUUCUCCAUUGGCGAGCAUCAAUAUUUCAGAACGGUUGCUGACCGGAAGCGAUUACGCCAUUCGGCUGGCUGCGCAAUCAAGAGAGGCCGUGCGCUUGGGAUUUCAGCCUUACAUCCCCCAGUGUGAUGGGCUGGGGAACUGGCUACCUGUCCAGUGUUAUGACAGCUCAGGCCCCAGUUACUGCAAUAUGCUGGAGUCCAAGGCUCUCCUGCGGGAAAUGGGCCGAGGUUACAUCCCUCAGUGCAAAAGCAGCAGUGGGGGGUUCUCACCCGUGCAAUGGACCGAGGACCAGGAAAGCAGCUGGUGUGUCUUUGAGAAUGGAGAGGAGGUUCCUGGAACACGAAUCAAUGGAAAUAAGCUUUCAUGCGAACGUGAGUGA